This is a messenger RNA of Pieris napi, 776 nucleotides long. It is a transcript of the gene spag4, whose product is annotated as sperm-associated antigen 4 protein-like. Gene Ontology annotation, molecular function: protein-membrane adaptor activity. The record is from RefSeq and is a predicted model, not a curated record. The coding region runs from base 136 to 720 and encodes 194 amino acids. Gene Ontology annotation, cellular component: nuclear envelope. Gene Ontology annotation, biological process: nuclear envelope organization. NCBI's taxonomy places the organism in Eukaryota, Metazoa, Arthropoda, Insecta, Lepidoptera, Pieridae. The transcript is spliced from 7 exons.
AGUAAAUUACAAAGCUCAGUGUUAUAUUACUACCGAGGCAGUUUUACUAUAGAAAAGGUAGAAAAUAUACUGACACAAGCCCAGCUACUAUCAUUUUCCCAACACGUGUCAGUAAAUGAAGAAUGCUGUUACAGAAUGCAACGUUUGACGAUGAAAUUAAUACAUAUGGAAAAUUUACUAAGGACCACACAACGAAUGCGAAGGACAAUGAUAUCACAAAACUACGGAACAGAAAACAACGCAUUGGAAUACAUAGUCGGUGCACAGGCUGUAAAGGGCAGCAGCACUAUAGAGUGGGGUGGGAGAGUUGCUCUCUGGGGUGUCAUACCGCUGUGGCGCGCCGCACCGCCGCCCGACACUAUACUGGCUUUGAGGAAACCAACGCCAUCUGAUUGUUGGCCUUUUAGUGGAUCGACUGGCGAAGUUAUAAUAGAGGUUCCUCAAUACGCUCAAGUGCACAGUAUAAGUGUCGAACACAUAAGACCAGACACAGCGCAAAGUGCACCGAAGGACUUUAUAGUUUACGGAAUCCUAGAAAACGGUACCUGGACAAAAGCGACAGACGGAACAUACCGGUACAAUAAGCCCGCGAAACAAUACUAUUCAUUAGACAAUAGCGCUCCCUUAAAACGCAUUGUUUUCAGAGUUUUGUCCAACCAUGGCAAUCAACAAUAUACUUGUGUUUACAGAGUUCAUCUCUAUAGCGAUUCAAACACUUGAUUUUUAAUAAAAUAAAGUGUUCUACAUUAAUAAAAAUUGUCAUUUCUAUUAUUAAU